Molecule: messenger RNA, 1032 nt
Organism: Geosmithia morbida
Lineage: Eukaryota; Fungi; Ascomycota; Sordariomycetes; Hypocreales; Bionectriaceae
Product: agmatinase
Exons: 9
Coding region: 1-1032 (343 amino acids)
Molecular function (GO): agmatinase activity; metal ion binding
Source: RefSeq, a predicted model, not a curated record
AUGCAAAUCAUCACCACCAGGGGUCUGGUGUACGCCAUCGGCGCCUUCAUUUCCGUCGCUGUAGCUGCGGACAUGAGUGUCAAUCUUGGCCCGGGCUACCCUCACCCGAUUGAAGACCUCGACAAGGAUCUCCCAUUCUCGCAGCCCGUCACCUUUGCGCACCUUCCGUGGCAGAGGUGUCUUGCGGCGUCUCACAGCGAGCCGCUGGAUGUUGCCAUACUGGGAUUCCCCUACGAUACUUCCACGUCAUACCGUCCCGGCGCCCGCUUCGGUCCCCGGGGAAUCCGUGCCGGGUCCUCGAGGGAGAAGAAGGGCCGCAGCUACAAUACAGUAUGGGGCAUAGAUCCCUAUGAGCAAGGGCUUGAGGUUAUUGAUUGCGGUGACGUCCCAAUCACCCCCUUUGAUGCCGCCCACGCUUUCAAGCAGAUGGAACAGGCCUAUCGCCAAAUACUGUACCAUCCGACGUCUGAUAACAACCAAUGGGAGCACCCCCGGAUCCUCAGCCUCGGGGGGGACCACUCCAUCGUCCUGCCUAUAUUGCGGGGUCUCAAGACGGUCUACGGCCCCAUCUCGGUCAUCCACCUCGAUUCUCACCUUGAUACCUGGGACCCUUACGAAGGAUACACUGGGAUCGUGUCAAACCAAUCCGCCGUGACUCACGGCACAUUCUUCUGGCAUGCCAGCCGCGAGGGAUGUAUCAGCAAAGGCACUAGUGUCCACGGCGGCCUGAGAACUAAACUUUUUAGUCCGAAGGACUAUGAGAUUGAUCGUGACGUUGUCGGAUUCACGUUGAUAGAGGCUCAGGAGAUUGAUGAGAUCGGCAUGAGUGGUAUCAUCGCCAGGGUCAGAUCAGCCGUGCGUGACACGCCUGUGUAUCUAUCCAUUGACAUUGAUGUCUUGGAUCCCAGCAUCGCUCCGGCAACGGGUACUCCAGAAUCGGGCGGGUGGACUACCAGGGAGCUCAAGCGGUUUAUCAAGGGCCUCGAGGGUCUAAAUCUUGUCGGCGCAGAUGUCGUCGAGAUAUACUCGUAG